AUGGCUCUCUCGCCGGAGGGGACCCCGAGUGUGGAGGCCCUGGGCGGCUCCGACCCCGAGCUGCCCCCCGAGGAGCCCUGGCAGGCCACCUGCGAAAUCCGUGAGCCCUUCCGACUGCUUCAGGCCUCCUGCGCUGGGGGUGUCACGGGGGAGACCACAGGACGGGGGGACUCAAGCUGGGUGAUCAGGUGCGUCCCCCGCGCGGGGAGCCAGGGUUCUCAGGCAGAGGCCCACCGGCCGUCUUCUCCCUCCGUCCGGGCCCGUCUCCCGCGGGGUCUCCGUGUGGUUGUCCCAGUCCCGGUCCUGGAGCCGGACGCAGAGCAGAGCACGGAUGUGAUCGUGGUGGGCUCCAGCGAGCCGUCCGCACCGGCUUCCCCGGCGCCCUGCAGAGAGCUCCUUGCGUAUGAAGUCAGGGUGAACCAGAGGGACAUAGAAGACGUGUGCAUCUGCUGCGGGAGCUUCCAGGUGCACACGCGGCACCCGUUGUUUGAGGGCGGCAUGUGCGCCCCCUGCAAGGACAAGUUUCUGGACUGUCUCUUCCUGUACGACGAUGACGGGUACCAGUCCUACUGCUCCAUCUGCUGCUCCGGGGAGACCCUGCUCAUCUGUGAGAACCCCGACUGCACCCGAUGCUACUGCUUCGAGUGCGUGGACACGCUGGUGGGCCCCGGGACGUCGGGGAGGGUGCAGGCCAUGAGCAACUGGGUGUGCUUCCUGUGCCUGCCCUUCCCCCGCAGCGGGCUCCUGCAGAGGCGGCAGAAGUGGCGGGGUGGGCUGAAGGCCUUCUGUGACCGGGAGUCGAAUUCGCUGGAGACGUAUAAAACGGUGCCCGUGUGGAAGAGAGAGCCAGUCCGGGUGCUGUCCCUCUUUGGGGACAUCAGGAGAGAGCUCGUGAGUCUGGGCUUCCUGGAGAGCGGCUCCGCCCCGGGGGGACUGAAGCACCUGGACGAUGUCACAGAUGUCGUGAGGAAGGACGUGGAAGCGUGGGGCCCGUUUGACCUCGUGUACGGCGCCACACCCCCCAUCGGCCAGGCCUGCGACCACCCGCCAGCGUGGUACCUGUUCCAGUUCCGCCGCGUCCUGCAGUACGCCAGGCCCAGCCCGGGCAGCCGGCGGCCCUUCUUCUGGAUGUUUGUGGAUAAUCUGGUGCUGAGCCAAGAUGACCGGCACGUAGCCACUCGCUUCCUGGAGGCUGACCCCGUGACCCUCCAGGACGUCUGUGGCCAAGCCGUCCAGGACGCCGUGCACGUGUGGAGCAACAUCCCGGCUGUGAGAAGCAGGCACUCGGCCCUGGCUUCCCACGACGAACUGUCCCUGCUGGCUCCGGACAGGCAGAAGACAAAGCCCCCAGGCCAGGGACCGGCCAAGCUGGUGAAGAAUUGUUUUCUCCCCCUGAGAGAAUAUUUCAAGUAUUUUCAACAGAACUCACUUUCUCUUUAGAAAUGAUUUAUUUUACUAUGAAGAAAAAAGACAUUCGUUAGAACCAGGCAACUUUCCUUACAUUGUUUCUUUUUUCCUUUCAAAUUAUUAUUCUGUUUGCUUGAUUUUGGAUUUUCCAAGGUUGCCACAGACGUGUCUUCCCUUUGGGUGUGGUGAUGAGGACCCAGCCUUGCGGUGCCCUUCUCCGAGGUGGUGGUGGGGGGGUGACGUUCCCAGCCCCCGACCCUUGCGAAGCAUGUUUGCUGCUGAAAAUGUUUCUCUGUGUGCCGGUUGAGAAGUUAAAAAUAUAUUUAUCGUGCUGGUUAUGGGUCA
Molecule: messenger RNA, 1752 nt
Organism: Mustela lutreola (European mink)
Lineage: Eukaryota; Metazoa; Chordata; Mammalia; Carnivora; Mustelidae
Gene: DNMT3L
Product: DNA methyltransferase 3 like
Exons: 12
Coding region: 1-1440 (479 amino acids)
Biological process (GO): negative regulation of transcription by RNA polymerase II
Cellular component (GO): nucleus
Molecular function (GO): DNA binding; DNA (cytosine-5-)-methyltransferase activity, acting on CpG substrates; enzyme activator activity
Source: RefSeq, a predicted model, not a curated record